AAGAGUAGAAGAGACAUUACCUUUCGAGAGACUUUCCUUCGAGGGUUGAGAUGAUUCACGUCUCAAGAACACCAGAGUUUUCAAACUUUGGGAACAUGAACAUGAUUUCUUUUGCAUCUCCUGAACAAGAUGUGAACUCCUUGUUGACAGGCAGAAGACCGAGGUCCCGUUCUUAUAACAACCCAGAGGACAGUAAAAACUGUGACUUUCAAGUACAAACAGAGGAACUCAAUGCAAGACCGCGCUCCAGAUCAUUUUACAGUUAUGAGACAUCAGAGUUGUGCUCCAAUUUUGACACAGAAAACUUUUCGUGGUCCUGUCCACUGAAGCAGAGAGCAAGCUCACAGUUAAGACAUCAAAUGUCCAAAAUUAAUGAUAAAGAUGGGAAUCAAUAUGGUUUUCCUGUCAACCCAAAGAAGUCUAAGUCAAAAAAGCUCUCAAAAGAUCUUAAUGGCAGUAAAGGCAGUGCCAGGACAGUGUCCAUGAUAACCAUCUCUGAGUCAGACAACUGGGAGAUUUGCUCCAGCUCUGGUAUGAAGUAUGGACAGUUUGUGGACUGGGAGAAGAUUGAUCCAGAACCUGCGAAGAAAUACCAGCAGAUCCUGAAGAGCGGGCAUCAGCAGCUGAAACGAAUGGGCCGAGAGGGUUUCUGGGCCACCUCGCACACACUGAGGGCCAAAGCAUACUAUCAUGUCAUCCACAACAUCAAUUCCAGGGCUAUUACACCAGAUAGAGAUGUUUACUACGAAAUGGCCAAGAAACUUUUUGGGGAACAGAAAGUUAGCACUCACCAAGUCCCGGAGUAUAUGGAGGAUGGGGACUUACCAAGAUACUGCCUCAACAAAGCAGGCAUGAAUUCUGUUAAAAAGAUACUUAUAUGCCUUGGCAGUUACUAUCCAGACAUGAGCUACUGCCCCAUCCUUCCUGCCUUGGUCUCUCUCAUACUUCACUUUAGUGAGGAUGAAGCAGAGUGUUUCUACAGCGUGUCUCAACUAAUCUGCUACAAAGAUCCUAACAAGCGCUACAUCGACCAGACAUUUCUUACUUAUCGUGCUUCUUGCAUGACAUUCGGGGACCUUGCCAACAGGUGUUGCCGAGGCAUCCGAAAGCUGAUUGCCAGCUCGCACCAAAACCUCUUUGAAUUCUACUCUGACUGGAUCAUGUGGAUUUUUGCUGACCUUCCAUUUACAUAUGCAAUCAGAGUUCUGGAUGUCUACUUACUGGAGGGUUUCAAGGUUCUCUUCAGGGUUGCAUUAGCUUUGCUUGACCUCUACAAAGUGUCCGUGUCGUCUCGGGUAGCAGACGUCGAAGACUUUAGAACUGACAUGAAACGUUUUGUGCAAAGUGUAACUCGCCACUGCACAGCUGAGAAGCUUUUGGAAAGAGCCUUCCAGAUUCCAAUUGCUACACGAAAUGAACUUAACCUUCUGUUCAAUGCAAAUAAGGAUGCCCUAAAACAAAAAGGUGUCAGCACACACCAAAAGAGGCAGACGGUGGAAUCAGUGGAUUUAAGCAACUUCAGCUCCAGUGUUGUCACAGUGACAGAGAUGAGGGUCAUCUGGGCCUGGAUUCCUGAACGUUUUGCGCUUUUCAACCCCGUUCGGUUGUUUCAUAUUGCAGAACAUGGAAGAAAUCUUUCCUCAUUGUAUUCACGUGUUGAAGGACAUGAGCCAAUAGUACUCAUCAUCAAAACAAUGGACGAAGAGGUUUUUGGAGCUUUCUUGUCAACGGAUUUGAUGGAAAGACGGAAUCACGACUCUCAGGGACUUACAUACUUUGGAACUGGGGAGUGUUUUGUUUUUGUGCUUCGCCCUAGCAUGGAGCGCUACCAGCGGGCUAUGGUCAACAUUAUGACCAGAAUAGCUUCUCCUCAGCAGCACAGAAAUGGAAGCAGUUCCACAUCUCAGUUGGCAAACAGCAGCAAGUCUCAGCUCACCACCAAAACUGUCAGCUGUACAAAUGAGACUCCCCAGAAUCCCUCCUACCUGACACUCCCCCUCAGUGCUCCAUUAGGAAAUCCCAGAACUGCAAAGGAGGCCAAGAGACCAAAGGAGCAAGAUGCCUCAAAUUUCAUUGCAGGAGAUAACAGUCAGCUCAUCAUUGGUGGUGAUGGGGGCCACGCACUCUGCUUGUGUGAUAACUUAGAGGAAGGAAACUCAGAACCAUGUGACACAUUCAGCAGCAACCCACUCUGCAAAGGACACUUCCAGAUCCAGUCCCUGGAAGUAUGGGGCAUUCAGAACUCCAUCUACCUAUCUCACAGCUUUCAUUCUCAAUAGAUUAACAACAGGAGUGGUAUAAUUUUGGAUUUGAGAGAAAAAAACUAAUCUUGGUUUGAAUAUAAUUUGCUGAGACUUUCACUUCUAUAUCUAUUCUUUGUGUAUUGUAUAAUAGGUGGUCAAUAAGUUUGUUAUCUCUAACCAGCAAACACUAAAGAAAUUAUAUGAUGAGCCCAUGCAUUGGAAAGCUACUAAAGUGUAGAGUGUCUCGCUGUUGCAGGCAAGUGAAUUUUAAGAUCAAUUCUACAUUUAACAGGCAGUCAAAGCAUUAACACAAGAGAAAUAUUGGCUCUUCUUCUGAACAGUCUGCAUAACAGUGAAAUAAAAUGUUGUAAUGUAUAUAUGAAUAUAGUAAGCGAUGUAUAAUUUUUUUUUAUUUUGGCUAUGUGGUUCCUGUAUUUAGAGAUUUUAUUUAUAUCAUCUUUUCUUAUUUCUCCUCAUAGAUAAGAGACAUUUUCAUUUUAUAUACACUUAGAGAUCAUAAAAUAUCUUAUCUUGUCUUGUCUAUUGGACUAGUUAGUAUAAGGUGCAUGUGUCUUGUAUAUAACUUUCAGAUAUUUAUUUCUAUAAUAUUGUUAUGUGAAAAAGUGAAAAUGAGUUUAGAGCUGAAAAAGGAAGAAAUAAGCAAUUAUUUAAAAUUAAUAUUUUUCUAUUUCGGUCACUGUAACCAUGGUGCAUCGGUGGAACUUCCACAACUCUGUCUUAUGCUGCUGUUUACCUGCGUGGGAUGCUCAUACAUCUAUAUAUUAUUUAGUGAUUUUGUGCUUUAGUAUCAUUUGAACAUGUAAACCAUUUCUUUAAAGUGUAAUCUUUGCAAUUUGUUCUAAAUUAUAGACAUAUGACUGUGAAUCUUUAAUGCAUUUAUGAUAAUCUCAUAAAAAAUGUUUGACUUAUAGAUGAAAUUCCACAACUUUCUCUGAGAUGUAAGUUCUACAACAAAAUGUUUAAUAGUAAAUAAAGCAUAUGUAUAUUUCCA
Gambusia affinis (western mosquitofish) is the source of this 3255-nucleotide messenger RNA. Its product is annotated as TBC1 domain family member 24-like. NCBI's taxonomy places the organism in Eukaryota, Metazoa, Chordata, Actinopteri, Cyprinodontiformes, Poeciliidae. Bases 51 to 2279 code for a protein of 742 amino acids. The record is from RefSeq and is a predicted model, not a curated record. The transcript is spliced from 11 exons.